Molecule: messenger RNA, 1446 nt
Organism: Arachis ipaensis
Lineage: Eukaryota; Viridiplantae; Streptophyta; Magnoliopsida; Fabales; Fabaceae
Source: RefSeq, a predicted model, not a curated record
ACUACGAGAGGCACUGAUUACUGCUGUGUCUUAAGAAUAGUUGAUCAAUCACAUCAUGAAACCGGUAUGGCUGUUAAUCUUUUUGCUCUGACUGCUGAUAAGCUUCCCCAUGUUGCUGAAGCCGGAGAUGUGAUUCACCUUUGUAAUGUUUCGGUAAGAACGUUUGAUGGGGAAUAUAAUCUCGUUUACAGUAAAGCAUUUUCCUCUUUUGCCUUAUAUCAAGGGAAAGAUAGUGAUGAUCUUGUUCCUUAUCAAGUUUCUUCUAAGUAUCAGCGUACAAAUGCGGACGGAAUAUGCAUACACGAACUUAGAAAAUGGCGGGUCAACUUUCAGCCAAAUGAUGGCAGACACGAAUUUCGUUUGUUUAAAGAAAUCAAGGAAGGGGAUCACGUGAAUUUGGCAUGCAAGAUACUUCAUUUCGGUGAGGUUGCCAAAGAUGAAUGGUUUAUCUAUGUCUGGGAUGGUACUAAUGCCCCACCAAACACCAUACGUUCAAAGUGGCUUAGUUUUCAAUUGUAUAUAUCCAUUGCGCUAGAGGUGAUUUUUCGACUAGUUUAUAUGAUUGUAAAAAAUGUUUUAUGUUACUAUGUUGGUGUGUUAAAGAAAUUUUGUUGUCUCUAUUUAACUGUUGGGUCCAUAUUGAGGAUAACCUUUGAUGGAAGCAUUGACAAGAGUCAUUUUCACCUUCUAGACAAUGUUAAACUUAAAUGGAUUAAGUUGGUCAAUAUGCGCCUUGAAGUGCAUGCAGGACUAUGGCGUGGUCUUUUUACCCCUUUUACAAAGUUUCGAUACACUCCAGCUGAAGAUAAUCUCAUUUUAACACGCAAAAGGUUCUCUGACGAGCGGAUAUCUCGGAGAUUUGAAAUAAAUUAUUUGGGGUGUGUCCCUGUACCUUCAACUGUGACAGUUGUAACGGUUGAUUGUCAUUGUGCGCCGCAUGUUACUCUGAUGGAAGCCCUCACGAAUAAUCAGGUGACUGCCAAGUUCAAGUGUGUAGUUCGAGUGGUUGCAGCGUUGCCUUGCCAACCUGAAAUGCUCCGCUCUCCUGCCGGGAUAUACAGAAUGCAGUUGACCCUAGAGGAUGCAACAGCUAGAAUUCAUGCCUAUGUUUUUGCCAAGGAUGGGGUUUGCACAAAUUUUUUUUGCUUUAUCACUUUUAAUAUCUUAUUUUGUUUUCCAUAUUUAUGUGUCUGGUCCUUUUCCUUUUCCCUUUUUUGUUAUCUUGAUACAUGGCAGGAGACUCUUUUUGGUGGCUAUCCGGACACGGAUAGUUUGAGCAAGAAGCUAAACAAAUUGCUUGGAGUAACUGAAGGUGGUGCUACCAGUGAUAAGAGACAUCCGCCAUGGGUUUCUGUUUGUCUCGAAUCAUAUUACCUCAAUAAAGAUGACACCUGGGGAACUAGACAUUUCAGAGUAUCCAGCACCAAAGUAGCUGAAGAAGCAUGA